Messenger RNA from Symbiodinium natans, 903 nucleotides. The record is from the annotation of a GenBank genome assembly. NCBI's taxonomy places the organism in Eukaryota, Dinophyceae, Suessiales, Symbiodiniaceae.
AUGGUGUGUAGCGGCCUGAAGGUGGCUGUAGCCACGUAUAAUCUUUAUUGGUGGUGUGUCUCCGACAAGUUCGGGAAUUGCCCACAAUUUGCAUAUGGCAGGGGCUUCCAGCAGCUGUACCAACGAAUUGCUUCGAACCCUGUGGACCUAUUUGGCUUCCAAGAGUGUGACGAUGUGGAGCAAGUGAUGGCUGGUGCUGGACUCGCCAACUUCGGUUACUACUCCACGCCGGGGGGAAAUGAUGCCCCGAUGGCCUGGAGCUGGGACAGGUUCAAAGUCGUCGAGGGGCCGGCCAGCGAAUGGAUCACACAAGAUACAUACAGUUCAAGAUGGUUGAAUUGGGUUCGACUUCAGGAGCACAGCAGCAAUACCAUUGUUUUCUUCGCCAACACCCAUGGCCCCCUUGGCCAGUGUGCAGGUGAGCGUGGACAGCAGGUGGCAGAUGCAUACAUGAGAUCGAUGUGGAAGCACAUCAAGAAAAACGAUGUCGUGAUCUUCACAGGAGAUUUCAACUGCAGGAUCUGGGAUCAGACGCUGAUUUCUUUGCGUGAGGGUUUACAAGACACUGCUUGGGACAAUGUGUUUCAAGCAGCAGACCACAUCUUCACUAGUCAUGGUGUUGGACUUUGCAGCCAAGAGAGCAUUCUGGGUGCUCCUUCUGAUCAUCAGUUUCUGAAGGCGGUUCUGCUGCCGCAUGGAGGGCCAAAGCCGCCGCCAGUACCAAAUCACAACGCAACCAAGCCAGCUGCUCAUGACUGCCCGAAGGCUCCUUCCAAUGGACCUUGCUGCCACCACUGCAAAAGUAACCGAUUCUGCCCGGGCGAUAAAGGCUGCUAUGCAGAUGGUCAGCCAGGCUGCGCCACAGAAACAUGUGCCCCGAACUCUGCCGAGCUGCUUUUGUGA